GCGGCAGCGGAAGUUCCCGCCCCGGCUCCGCCUCUCCCCCCGGCUUGCGCUAGCUGGGUGUUUCCUGCCUCUCUCAGUCCGGUUUUGGAGACUCCUGCGUCCUCCGACUUUUCAUGGAAGAGAUGUCAGGAGAAAGUGUGGUGAGUUCAGCGGUGCCAGCAGCUGCUACCCGCACCACUUCCUUCAAGGGCACGAGCCCCAGCUCCAAGUACGUGAAGCUGAAUGUGGGCGGGGCGCUCUACUACACCACCAUGCAGACGCUGACCAAGCAGGACACCAUGCUGAAAGCCAUGUUCAGCGGGCGCAUGGAAGUGCUCACGGACAGCGAAGGCUGGAUCCUUAUUGACCGGUGUGGGAAGCACUUUGGUACGAUACUCAACUACCUUCGUGACGGGGCGGUCCCCUUGCCUGAGAGCCGUCGGGAGAUUGAGGAGCUGCUGGCAGAAGCCAAGUACUACCUGGUCCAGGGCCUGGUGGAAGAAUGCCAGGCAGCCUUACAACAGAACAAAGAUACUUACGAGCCUUUCUGCAAAGUUCCUGUCAUCACCUCAUCCAAGGAAGAGCAGAAACUUAUAGCGACUUCAAAUAAGCCAGCCGUGAAGCUGCUCUACAACCGAAGUAACAACAAAUACUCGUACACCAGCAAUUCUGACGACAAUAUGUUGAAAAACAUUGAGCUCUUUGAUAAGCUCUCUCUGCGCUUUAAUGGAAGGGUCCUGUUCAUAAAGGAUGUCAUUGGGGACGAAAUCUGCUGCUGGUCCUUUUACGGGCAGGGCCGCAAGAUUGCUGAGGUCUGCUGUACCUCCAUCGUCUAUGCCACCGAAAAGAAGCAGACCAAGGUGGAGUUCCCAGAGGCCCGGAUUUAUGAGGAGACCCUCAAUAUUCUGUUGUACGAGGCCCAGGACGGCCGAGGACCUGACAAUGCGCUCCUGGAGGCCACCGGCGGGGCAGCGGGUCGCUCGCAUCACCUGGAUGAGGACGAGGAGCGGGAGCGGGAGCGGAUCGAGCGCGUGCGGCGGAUCCACAUCAAGCGCCCAGACGACCGGGCCCACCUGCACCAGUGAGCCGGCCGAUCUCGGCCGCC
Molecule: messenger RNA, 1084 nt
Organism: Lontra canadensis (Northern American river otter)
Lineage: Eukaryota; Metazoa; Chordata; Mammalia; Carnivora; Mustelidae
Gene: KCTD10
Product: potassium channel tetramerization domain containing 10
Exons: 7
Coding region: 114-1064 (316 amino acids)
Biological process (GO): proteasome-mediated ubiquitin-dependent protein catabolic process; protein homooligomerization; negative regulation of Rho protein signal transduction
Cellular component (GO): Cul3-RING ubiquitin ligase complex
Molecular function (GO): ubiquitin-protein transferase activity; protein binding
Source: RefSeq, a predicted model, not a curated record